AUGGUGGCCGAUGCUCUCAGUUGUAGAACGAUAACUGAUUUGAGGACGAUAUUCACUCAUCUUAUUUUGUUCGAUGAUAGGAGUCUAUUAGCCAAAUUGCAAGUUAAGUCGACUUGGAUUGGGCAGAUUCGAGAAAAGCAGUUAGGGAGUGAUUCUCUAGUUCUGCAGUUUCAUCAGGUUGAGAGUGGCAGUACUUCUAAUUUUGGGCUGAAUAAGGAUGAAGUUUUGUGUUUUCGAGGUUGGGUGUGUGUACUGAAUGAUUCUGAUCUGAUACAGUCGAUUCUGAGGGAGGCGUAUAGUAGUACUUAUACUAUGCUUAUCGGUGGUAAUAAGAUAUAUCGGGAUCUUCGCAAGUUGUAUUGGUCAAUCUGA
Molecule: messenger RNA, 372 nt
Organism: Gossypium arboreum
Lineage: Eukaryota; Viridiplantae; Streptophyta; Magnoliopsida; Malvales; Malvaceae
Exons: 1
Coding region: 1-372 (123 amino acids)
Source: RefSeq, a predicted model, not a curated record